Molecule: messenger RNA, 982 nt
Organism: Mytilus trossulus (common blue mussel)
Lineage: Eukaryota; Metazoa; Mollusca; Bivalvia; Mytilida; Mytilidae
Exons: 3
Coding region: 150-584 (144 amino acids)
Biological process (GO): sleep; regulation of synaptic transmission, cholinergic; positive regulation of voltage-gated potassium channel activity
Source: RefSeq, a predicted model, not a curated record
UCAAUGCCUUUGCAGUAUGGAAUAAACUUGAUUGUUUAAUUCAAUAUAUAUGUGAUCUGUAGUCAUAUUUCUGUUCAUUUAUCCAAUGAUAGAGAAAUUCAUGUGGACGUUCACCAUCUCGUGGGCUUCAGAUUGUUUCUAUACGAUGUAUGAAUGAUAUCUUAUUUGGAAACUAUUCGAAGAUGGUUCGGGUGGCGGAUUAUCUAGUGAUAAAUUUGCUAGUUUUAUAUAUUUCCUCGAAAGGUCUCGCAGAAACAUUAUUGUGUGUCAGAUGUUCUAGCGAUAGUGAUCCUGAAUGUGAAGAUGAUCCGAAAUCACCAUCGCCUUGUCCAGAAUCACAACAACGUUCUGCUUGUCAAACCGUCAGAGAAAAGAAUGUGAAAGGUGAAAUUGUAAAAUUUAUUCGAGGUUGCUCAACUGUUUCACUGAAAAAUAAUAUGGAAGCUUCAGAUUGUCGUAAACGGAAUGAUAACAUUACAGUGUGUUAUGAACUUUGCUUCACAGAUGGAUGUAACUUAGGAACACAAUUUAGUCUUAGUCCCUCUUUGUGGAUAUUCCUUGUAUUACUAUUGCUCGGUUUAUAAUGUCAAGGACUUAUAUGUAUAGAAAUCAGAAUAUAACUAUGUUUUCAAAAUAAGUGUUUUAGAAUCAAAAGUAGUCAAACCAUAUGAAUAUUACAUUGUUUAGUUUGUAUAUUUAAUAUAGACAUUAGUUUAUUACUUAGCAAUGUGUACUAUACCAAGCAUUUAUCAGUGAUUUGACAAAAAUCUUAUUUUAUUAACAAGUAGCUCAAUUAUGUAUAAAUAGUUAUUUGAUGAUUAAUACAAAAGUGGUGUUUAUAUUUUCAGUAUCUAUAUUAUGAAAGCAAACGUGCUAUUUAUGAAGAUAUUUUGAAAUGUAAUUCGUUGAUAUUAUUAUGAUUUCUUUGUGAACUUUACUGAUACGAUAUCGGAACAUAGUACACAAUGUAUGUCAUGUUUUC